Racocetra persica is the source of this 1662-nucleotide messenger RNA. Lineage: Eukaryota; Fungi; Glomeromycota; Glomeromycetes; Diversisporales; Gigasporaceae. The record is from the annotation of a GenBank genome assembly.
AUGAAAAAACAAGUUGGGGGAGCAAUAGGCAAGAGUGUAGGUCAUGCUUUUUCCACCUUACCUAAAACUUUUUUUGGCGGUCGUGGUCAUUAUAGUGAGGACAAAUUUGUUUAUCAAUUGAGAAGAAGUCAUAAAGUCUACCAUCGAACUGUCAAAGAUUUUUUUGAAGGAUUUAAAGGGGAAUUGACUUUUGGCUUUCAAAGAGAAGGAAGUCAUACCGAUUUUGAUUUAACCCGAACGGAAGAAAGCGGAACUCUUCCGGUAGGCCGGGAAGGAGGCUAUACAAUAGGGAAGCCUACUAUAUCUGCUCCUAAUGCCGAGCGUAAAGAUUUUGAUGGUUCUUUUGAUUAUGGUGGAGGCUACACAGGGGGUGGAAAUGGCUAUCUUUGCCAAUAUCGAGAAGGAGCCAGUGAGAAAAUAAAACUAAAUUGGUCUGAUUAUCAGGCUUACAAAAAUAAGCCUUAUCAAAAGAUCGCUUUCGGGAAGCCCGAUGAAGAAUAUCGUUUCGGCACAGGUAGUGGAACUAUUGUUUGCCGAUACAUGAAAGGUGAUAGUGAUGAGGAGGAAAUUUACCAAGCUGACGACCCCGAACAUACCACUUGGAUAUUAAAAAAAGAUCUCGACAGAUAUAGCGAUGGUAUUUGUUUGUUUAAAGAAGUUAAGGGGAUUAAAAUAUUAACUCAAAAAGUGGAAGUUGAUUUUAAUAGUUUAAAUUUGCAAUUUACUGUUAAUAUUCAAGGUUUCUCCGGCAUAGAAGCCCAAGUUUUAAGUAGUGGCGGAAUGAUGCUGCCAGACACCAAUACUUUAAAUACUAACCAAUUACAAAUGCCGACUCAGAUUCAAAGUAUGGUAAAUACCGAACAAAUUUUUGUCCCGUUAGAAAUGCCCCAACUUACCCCUUUACAAAACAUGAUGGAUAUGAACCAACAAUAUUUACAAAAUAAUAUUAGCCAGCAAGAAAAUAUUCAUCAAAACGAAUACUUAAAAGAAAUAGAAAAGAGAAAAACAGUUUAUCAAGAAAAAUAUUAUCCUGCUAGUGGUCGCUGUUUUGUUUAUUCUUUUCAAGAAACUCGCUAUAAAGAUUUGUUUACUCCAGUUGCCACUAUUCUCGCCCCAAAAGAAAUAGAGGAGACUAAAAAUUUACAAGAUAAAGUAAAAAAAUUAAAUGCCGAGAUAAAUGAGUUAAAAUCCAAAGUAGACAAAGAUGGAAAACCUUUUGCUUCGCUAACUAAUUUAAGAACUGAAUUAGAUGAAUUAAAAAAAGAAAUUCAGUUGGCUGGAAUAAAAAAAGAAAGUUUUGAGGACUUAAAAAAACAAAAUCAGGACUUAUUAAAGAAAAUCCAUGAAGCAGAAGCCGAACCAUAUAUUCUUCAUGCUCAACCGGUAAAAAAAAUAUCAGAAAUAAUUAGUAAACAAUUAGAAGUAAAGCAAAAAGAACUCGAUAAUUUAAAAAACAAAACACUUAAAGAGACCAAGCAAGAAAAUAAGAGAGUUGAAUUAAUAAAUGGUUAUUUGAGAAAGAAAAUAAAAGGAGAAGUUUUAUCAGAAGUAGAAGAGACAGUAUUAGAUAUAUUAGAAAACAAAAGUGGCGGUAGAGAAUUAGAAAUUAACAGAAUAAUAGGUGGAAAAGAAGUAAAAGUGAAGUUAAAAUUAGACAGUUGA